UAAGGGCGUGUGUGUUGAGGUCACCCUUCUGGCUAAACUUUUUGCCACAGUCUUGGCAUUCAUGAGGUCUUUCACCAGUGUGUGUAAGGGUGUGUCUGUUGAGGGCACUCUUAACCGUGAACUUUUUGCCACACUCUUGGCAUUCAUGAGGUCUUUCACCAGUGUGUGUACGGGUGUGUGUGUUGAGGGCACUCUUAACACUGAACUUUUUGCCACAGUCUUGGCAUUCAUGAGGUCUUUCACCAGUGUGUGUAAGGGUGUGUGUGUUGAGGGCACUCUUAGCACUGAACUUUUUGCCACACUCUUGGCAUUCAUGAGGUCUUUCACCAGUGUGUGUAAGGGUGUGUCUGAUGAGAGCACUCUUAACACUGAACUUUUUGCCACAGUCUUGGCAUUCAUGAGGUCUUUCACCAGUGUGUGUAAGGGUGUGUGUGUUGAGGGCACUCUUAGCACUGAACUUUUUGCCACAGUCUUGGCAUUCAUGAGGUCUUUCACCAGUGUGUGUAAGGGUGUGUGUGUUGAGGGCACUCUUAACACUGAACUUUUUGCCACACUCUUGGCAUUCAUGAGGUCUUUCACCAGUGUGUGUACGGGUGUGUGUGUUGAGGGCACUCUUAACACUGAACUUUUUGCCACACUCUUGGCAUUCAUGAGGUCUUUCACCAGUGUGUGUAAGGGUGUGUGUGUUGAGGGCACUCUUAGCACUGAACUUUUUGCCACACUCUUGGCAUUCAUGAGGUCUUUCACCAGUGUGUGUAAGGGUGUGUCUGAUGAGAGCACUCUUAACACUGAACUUUUUGCCACAGUCUUGGCAUUCAUGAGGUCUUUCACCAGUGUGUGUAAGGGUGUGUGUGUUGAGGGCACUCUUAGCACUGAACUUUUUGCCACAGUCUUGGCAUUCAUGAGGUCUUUCACCAGUGUGUGUAAGGGUGUGUAUGUUGAGGUCACUCUUCUGCCAAAACUUUUUGCCACACUCUUGGCAUUCAUGAGGUCUUUCACCAGUGUGUGUAAGGGUGUGUGUGUUGAGGUCACUCUUCUGGCUAAACUUUUUGCCACAGUCUUGGCAUUCAUGAGGUCUUUCACCAGUGUGUGUAAGGGUGUGUGUGUUGAGGUCACUCUUCUGGCUAAACUUUUUGCCACAGUCUUGGCAUUCAUGAGGUCUUUCACCAGUGUGUGUAAGGGUGUGUCUGUUGAGGGCACUCUUAACCCUGAACUUUUUGCCACACUCUUGGCAUUCAUGAGGUCUUUCACCAGUGUGUGUAAGGGUGUGUCUGUUGAGGGCACUCUUAACCCUGAACUUUUUGCCACACUCUUGGCAUUCAUGAGGUCUUUCACCAGUGUGUGUAAGAGUGUGUCUGUUGAGGGCACUCUUAACACUGAACUUUUUGCCACAGUCUUGGCAUUCAUGAGGUCUUUCACCAGUGUGUGUAAGGGUGUGUGUGUUGAGGUCACUCUUCUGGCUAAACUUUUUGCCACAGUCUUGGCAUUCAUGAGGUCUUUCACCAGUGUGUGUAAGGGUGUGUGUGUUGAGGGCACUCUUAGCACUGAACUUUUUGCCACACUCUUGGCAUUCAUGAGGUCUUUCACCAGUGUGUGUAAGGGUGUGUGUGUUGAGGGCACUCUUAGCACUGAACUUUUUGCCACAGUCUUGGCAUUCAUGAGGUCUUUCACCAGUGUGUGUAAGGGUGUGUGUGUUGAGGGCACUCUUAGCACUGAACUUUUUGCCACAGUCUUGGCAUUCAUGAGGUCUUCCUCCAGAGUGUGUGGGUGUGCUUGGUGAGGUCAGCCUUCCCAGGGAGUCUUUUCCCAC
Messenger RNA from Eriocheir sinensis (Chinese mitten crab), 1810 nucleotides. RefSeq lists its product as uncharacterized. NCBI's taxonomy places the organism in Eukaryota, Metazoa, Arthropoda, Malacostraca, Decapoda, Varunidae. The transcript is spliced from 8 exons. Bases 62 to 1780 code for a protein of 572 amino acids. The record is from RefSeq and is a predicted model, not a curated record.